This is a messenger RNA of Musa acuminata AAA Group (dessert banana), 3263 nucleotides long. Its product is annotated as auxin response factor 18-like. Gene Ontology annotation, biological process: regulation of DNA-templated transcription; response to hormone. The record is from RefSeq and is a predicted model, not a curated record. Gene Ontology annotation, molecular function: DNA binding; protein binding. Gene Ontology annotation, cellular component: nucleus. The transcript has 6 exons. Bases 748 to 2805 code for a protein of 685 amino acids. NCBI's taxonomy places the organism in Eukaryota, Viridiplantae, Streptophyta, Magnoliopsida, Zingiberales, Musaceae.
CUACAGUAUCCACAACGGGGACGUCGUAUGAAAUUAAACCCCCUCAAUAAAGAAUUCCAAUUUGAUUUCUUUAUAUAAUAGAUUGGAUUCUUUUCUCUCGCUCUCCGUCUUUCCCCUCUUUGCCCUUUCAUUGCGCCGCGACGCAGCGAGAGAGAGAGAGAGAUCCAUUUAUAAUAACAAGGAUUCGAGAACGAGGGCGACCCGCGGUGUGCGAAGAGCCUCUCUUUCCAUCAAUCGCCAACGAAUUCGGGUGAUUCUUGCUGUAAUGGGGAGAAUCUAGCAGAGGAUAGGGGAUAAUUGGUGGAAAGAUUGCAUCUUGCGUUGGAUUCGUGGGGGAAUAAGUUCCUUAGUCGUUGUUACGUAGGGUUUCGGGCCAGUAGGGUUUGAGUUGAGGAAGAAGUCGAGUUGUAAUUGUUCUUCUGAUCGGAUUUUCUUCUUGGAGAUCUCAGCGGAGUGGAGACUGGGUUUUUGCAGUCGCUUCGACUUCGAGGAGGCGGUUUUGGGAAGAAGAAGAAUUUUCUUUGCUGCUCCAUUCUGUAUCUGAAAUUUCUGUUCUUUUUCCAGUCGCACCAGUUCUUCUCAGAGCAUCGUGAGCGGUCAGACAUCAAGUCUGACACCAUAGAGCUUGAGGGAAGCCUAGUAAAGGAAGGAGUCUUGUGUCGGGAGGAGAUGAAGAAUUGGCUUGAUUGAAAGCAUCCUCCGAGGACUAGGUAGAGUUGUUCCCUACGACUUGCUUUUGGCAAAUCCAUGAAAGAACCACCUAUGAAGGACAACGACAAAUGCCUGGACUCCCAGCUCUGGCACGCCUGCGCUGGCGGAAUGGUUCAGAUGCCUGCCGUGAACUCCAAGGUCUACUACUUCCCCCAGGGUCAUGCCGAGCAUGCCCAGUCAGCCGUGGACUUUGGGACUUCGCCACGGAUACCACCACUCAUCCUCUGCAGGGUGACUGCAGUCAAGUUCAGGGCUGAUAAAGAGACAGAUGAGGUCUUUGCCAAGAUCCAGAUGGUUCCCAUCAGUAACAGCGAGUCGGACUACGGCGAAGGUGAUGGUUUGGGUCUUAGUAUGAACGGAUUUGAUGCACAAGAAAAGCCUGCAUCUUUUGCCAAGACACUGACCCAAUCGGAUGCCAACAAUGGUGGUGGAUUCUCUGUCCCUCGCUACUGCGCUGAGACCAUCUUCCCCAGGUUGGAUUACUCCGCGGACCCCCCUGUGCAGACCGUGAUUGCAAAGGAUGUACAUGGUGAGGUUUGGAAGUUUAGGCAUAUAUACAGGGGCACACCACGGCGGCACCUGCUCACCACUGGCUGGAGUAUCUUUGUAAACCAGAAGAAGCUGGUGGCCGGGGAUUCAAUUGUGUUCCUUAGAGCAGAGAAUGGGGAUCUCUGCAUUGGCAUCCGGCGUGCCAAAAGAGGUGGGUUUGGUGAUGGUCCUGAGACUCCAGGAUGGAAUUCACCAAGCGAAAGCGCUAUCUCUGGCUAUGACAGCUUCUCUGCCUUUCUGAGGGAGGAGGAGAGCAAAUUGAUGAGAGGUACUGGUGGUAAUUUUGCCUCCAGCGGGGGUAUGAGAGGAAGGGGGCGAGUGAGGGCAGAUGCUGUCAUUGGGACAGCAUCACUAGCAGCUAGUGGACAGCCUUUUGAGGUUGUGUACUACCCGAGAGCCGGUACACCUGAGUUUUGUGUCAAGGCUGCAGCUGUGAGAGCAGCGAUGAGGAUCCAGUGGUGUCCAGGGAUGAGAUUUAAGAUGGCUUUUGAGACUGAGGACUCAUCUAGGAUUAGCUGGUUCAUGGGGACUAUAUCUUCAGUUCAGGUUUCAGAUCCUGUAAGAUGGCCUAUUUCACCAUGGAGACUUCUUCAGGUGACAUGGGAUGAGCCAGACUUUCUACAAAAUGUGAAGUGUGUGAAUCCAUGGCUAGUUGAACUGGUCUCACACAUGCCAGCCAUAAAUCUUGCACACUUUUCACCGCCCAGCAAAAAACCACGGAUCCCUCAACACCCUGAUUUACCCUUUGAAGGCCAAUUUCCGACUCCAAUGGUCGCUCGAAUCCCCCUUCGGUCCGGCGACAGCCCCUUUUGCUGUUAUUCUGACAGCGCUCCUGCAGGCAUACAGGGAGCCAGGCAUGCAAAUUUUGGUCUAAAUCUCCACCUUAACAAACUGCAGAUGGGUCUAUUCCAUGCUGGGCUUCACCGGGUUGAUCAAGCCACUCCAAACUCAAGGAUAUCCAUGGGUGUUAUUGUCGGCAAUCCCACCGUUGAUGAUGACUUGUCUUGUUUGCUAACAAUUGGUCAUCCUUCUCAGAACCUGCAGAAAUCAUGUAAUGGAAAGCCACCACAACUGGUGCUAUUUGGGCAGCCAAUUCUCACCGAACAACAGGUAUCUUUGAGCAAAUCUGAGAAUGGAGUCUCCCUUGGUGCGACCGGAAAAAGUUCAACAGGUGGGGAUCUCAAAAAGACAACAUAUGCGUCUGGUGGUUCUGGAUAUGCAAUAGAUCAGAAGGGGUCUCCUGAAGCAUUCCCAAGUUACAGGGAUCAUCGAGCUUCAGAGCUUGGUCUUGAGUCUGGGCAUUGCAAGGUUUUCAUGGAAUCUGAUGAUGUCGGUCGCACUCUUGACCUCUCAGUCUUUGGCUCAUAUGAGGAACUAUAUGGGAGGCUUUCUGACAUGUUUGGAAUUGAAAAAUCGAAGAUGAUGAACCAUGUGUUUUACAAGGAUGUGGCUGGUGCAGUUAAACACACCAGAGAUGAACCAUUCAGUGACUUCAUGAAAACAGCCAGGAGGCUGAUGAUAUUGACAGAUUCAGGAAGCCGAUGACCUGGCAAGGUAGCAAAGGUCUCUUGCCUACAGUCGAACUAACAAGCCUCUUAUUGAAGUACCAAGAUCAUAGGCACUUCAUUCUUGGAUGUUAUGUAACUUAAGUCAGUUUUCCGAAUCAAUUCCCAGCAUGAUCUUCUUUGCAAUUGAAGACUAGAUGGGAUAAUGUGUUGUUCUUGUUAGGAAUUGCUACUGCAAGUGCUUGUGCUAUUAAAAGCUCCAAUAUAUUUUGUUUUUCAUGCAUUUGGGAAAAAAACUAAUUGCCAUGGUGUCACGGACAAAAUUCUAAACGUGAUGUUUGAUGUAAUACUAAUGUAUGUCCGUGUCUUUUGGUUUGUUCAUACUUUGCACAACAUGUAGAGGGACGGUCAAAGGUUUAACAGUCUCAUUUUAAUUGAGUUUGGUGGCCUUUUUAGGCUUGUAAAUAAAAGUUGUGUCAUGUGGACACUUGUGAGAGA